Molecule: messenger RNA, 4287 nt
Organism: Panthera uncia (snow leopard)
Lineage: Eukaryota; Metazoa; Chordata; Mammalia; Carnivora; Felidae
Product: DDB1- and CUL4-associated factor 12-like protein 2
Exons: 6
Coding region: 1-2226 (741 amino acids)
Cellular component (GO): Cul4-RING E3 ubiquitin ligase complex
Molecular function (GO): protein binding
Source: RefSeq, a predicted model, not a curated record
AUGGACCGGGAACGGAGAAAGAUCCAAUCUCUAACUUUGGAGCUUUCUCCAGGCUGGGGCUGGGGGCUGUGUUUGCGCACCUGUGGAGGAGGGGAGCCAGCCCCAGGCUUGCUGAGCUCCAGAGAGGUGCGGGAGUCAGCAGAGAGGGACAAACUGCCUUGCUCGUGCCCAGAAGGCACUGUGAGGAGGCCCCCCAUCAAUGGGGUGGAGUGGCACUUCCCCGGAACCAGGGCGCAGGGAGUGGGACCCUUUAGAAAAUCUGGGUUUGAAUCCCAAACAAACCCCAAGGAGGUAGGGCUUCAGGGAAAGGAGAGCCAGUCCACAGUGGAGGCAAGACCCACAGUGGAGGCAGGACCCUCCUACACCAAGCCACACCCAUCCACGCUGGGAGGCCGGUUGGCUGCUGCUCUGAGAGCGGUGAAGUAUCCGGUGUCAUUUAGUGGAGGUCCGGACAGGCGCACCGGACAGCUUGGGCAUCUUGGAGCGCAGGUCCCCAGUACAGCCCCGGCCCCACGGGUCCAUCCUCCUCCCCCGCACCGAGAGCGGUCCCUCCCACUGCGCCUGCUUGCUCCUUGCCCACGCCUCCCGCUGCCUCCGCCCCCUCACAAGGGGCCCCCCUGCGUGGUCCCAGCCGGCGCUCGCUUCGCCGCCGCCCCGCCAGCCGUCGGCGCUCCGCUCCCGUGGGUCCGCGCUCCUCGCCUCCUUUCCCGCCCUCGCGUUCUGGACUCGGUAGGCUCCACGCCCUGCGAUCGCACCCGCCUCUUGGCCCCUGAGAGCACGCGCUCCCCGCUGACGCGGAGGCGCCGCUGUCCCCGCCGCCGCCACGGCCAACACGGGUCCCUCGCGCCGCGGCCGCCGCGGCCGCCGCCGCCGCCGCCGCCGCCGCGCCGCCGAUGCCACUGCCGCCGCGGCCCCGGCAAUACGCCCUUCGACCCCGACAGCCGGGCGCCGCCCAGAGCGCCCACCUCGCGCGGGCGGCGCUCGCUGGUGCACUACCUCAAGGACCGCGAGGUGGGCGCUCUGGGCGGCGCCUGGCUGUCGGGCUCGAAGGGCGAAUUGCCCGGCUACGCGGUGCAGAAGCUGCCCGAACUCUUGAGGGAGCGCGAGCUGGCCCUGGGCACCCUCAACAAGGUGUUCGCGUCGCAGUGGCUGAACGCCAGGCAGGUCGUGUGCGGCACCAAAUGUAACACCCUCUUCGUGGUGGACGUGCACUCGGGGCAAAUCACGCGCAUCCCCCUGAUGCGGGACCGGGGGCCCUGGCUGGCCCGGGCCCAGCCGAGCUGCGGCAUCCACGCCAUCGAGCUGAGUCCCUCCAAGACGCUUCUGGCCACCGGGGGAGAGAAUCCCAACAGCCUGGCCGUCUACCAGCUGCCCACCCUGGACCCCGUGUGCCUGGGCGACCGCCACGGCCAUAAGGACUGGAUCUUCACCAUCGCCUGGAUGAGCGAUACAGUGGUUGUGAGCGGCUCCCGCGACGGCACUGUGGCUCUGUGGCAGAUGGACCCCGACAUGUUCAAUGGCAGCAUCUCCUGGCAGAAUGACGCGGGGCUUCCUGUGUACACCCACAUCCGUCCUAGGGACAUGGAGACCAUCCCCAGGUCCAGCACCAGCCCCACUAACCACAAGGUGCGGGCCUUGGCCUUCAGCGGCAAGAACCAGGAGCUGGGAGCCGUGUCCCUGGACGGCUACUUCCACCUGUGGAAAGCCCGGAGCACUCUGUCUAGGCUGCUGUCCAUCAGGCUCCCCUACUGCCGUGACAACGUGUGCCUGACCUACUGCGAAGAGUUGUCCCUGUACGCGGUGGGCUCUCAGUCCCAUGUCUCCUUCCUAGAUCCGCGCCAGGGUCACCAAAACAUCAGACCCCUGUGCUCCCGAGACGGCGGCAUGGGCGUGCGCUCGCUGAGUUUCUACCAAUACAUCAUUACCGUGGGCACGGGCCAUGGCUCCCUGCUCUUUUAUGACAUCCGUGCCCAGAAGUUCCUGGAGGAGAGGGCGUCGGGCAGCCCAGACUCCUGUCCUGGGCCCUCAGGAAGGAAGCUCAAGCUCACCUGUGGCAGAGGCUGGCUCAACCACGAUGACCUGUGGGUGAACUACUUUGGUCGUAUAGAUGAUUUCCCCAACGCGCUCUACACCCACUGCUACAACUGGCCUGAGAUGAAGCUCUUCGUGGCUGGAGGGCCUCUCCCUUCAGGCCUCCACGGGAACUACGCAGGCCUCUGGAGCUAAAGAUGGCCAAUGUAUUCUCAAAGUGCCCAGAUUUACUUUCCAGUCCCCUCUCACUUUCUUUUUCACGCUGUGUUUUGUGCUUUUUAACUCAGUGUGGCAUUUGUCUUCCAGGUUGAAAGUGCCAAAUUUGCCUGUCCUUAGUGUAUGAGAGAGAGAGAGGUGUCCUUCAGGCAAUCAAAACUUGGCUUUAAUACCCUUUUACACCUUUGCAAACCAUCUUUUUGAAAUCACAUCACAAAGAGUUUUGGCUAAGUCUUAGUUGUCUUUUUUGAGUUACAUAUUCUCUUUUUUUUUUAAUGUUUAUUUUUGACAGGGAGAGAGACAGAGCAUGAGCGGGGGAGGGGCAGAGAGAGAGAGGGAGACACAAUGUGAAGCAGGGUCCAGGCUCUGAGCUGUCAGCACAGAGCCGGAUGCUGGACUCCAACUCACAGUCCGUGAGAUCAUGACAUGAGCCGAAGUCGGAUGCUCAACCGACUGAGCCACCCAGGUGCCCCAACAUAUUCUCUCUUUUUAAUGCUAUGCAGUCAUGGUUUGAGUUCUGUGUAUUUUCCUUUUCUUUGUUUUCCAUUGUCAGUAUUGCAACUAUACUGUGUUUAGUUAUUUUUCAUUGCAGAUAGAUGGUAUAUUAAGAACAUGCUUAAAAACAGGGUUUCUAAUCUGUUCUGGAAAGUUAGCAAUCGUUUUAUAAAGCAUUGUUGCAAUUGGAAAAUAUAUUCCAAAUUCUACAUUAUCAACUUUGGAAACAUUCCAUUUGCAAAUUGUAAUCGUAGGUGUUUAUAGUUUCUAAGUUGUUGUUGCUAAACAUACUUUUUAGAAAAUUUUUCUCCUUAAAAAAAAAAAGUCAUAGAAUCUUGUCUUUUUACUAAAAUCUCAGUUUGUCAUAACACUUUAAGAAUGCAAGGGUUUUAUUGGUUGAAUGUUCAGAAUUACUCUGAAAACCCAAUUGAUCUUUUUCUCCUUCAAUCCUUAUUUAAUUUUUAAUGACCUGUUGUUAAAUAAAUAAACAAAUGUGUAUUUUUUCACUUCUUGCCUUAGUACUAUCAAAAUUUGUGAAUUUAUUUGAAUGCUUGUUGUUUAAAGAACUUGCACAGAGUUGAAGUGCCACCAUUCAACGCAGGGAUUCUAAGUAUAAAAAUGUAGAAUGUAUGGCAGGUUGGGGAGAGUGUAUACCAAUCCAAGAUAUAGACUGGAUAUUUUUGCUGUUGCUGUUUUUAAUACCAAAUAUUAUAUUUCAUUAUAUUUUAAAUUUUCUAAUUCUGCUGAAUAGUUAACACAAGAAAAACUGUAAAGGACAAAAAAAUGAUCCCAGUCCCUGCUCCUUCUGAAAAAGAUGCUUAAGUUUAAAGUCCAGAUUAGUAAGAUUUUAUUUUGUGAAUUUCAAAGAUUCUUACCUAAAGUAGAAGAAAUAUAUUAUUAAAAAGUAGUGAUGUUAUAGCCCUCAAUGUAAUAAUAUACUGCUACCAAGGACACAGGAAGUUUGUUUCAAGAAGGUGGUCUGGAGAUUAAAGUAAAUGGGAUUUGGUUGAAGAAAAUUCCUUUGGGAUCAGAUAUAAAUGAUAUUAUGUUAAGAAAAAUAGUUUGUAUUUUUCCAUAUAUGAGAAACUUCCUCAAAACUGGCCAGGUUGUGCUGACCUUGGAUUAGUUUUGUGGCAUGUCUGUUUUUUCUUAAAUGUUUUGGCACUCAGAUGCUGCCUUGGUAUCCGUUCACUACAUGCUGUUCAGUUGCAAAUCUGAACCAAGUAAUAUAGUGAAUGGUACUAAAAAUGAAUUAAGAAAUACAGAAAAAAUAAGAUUUUGUUUACAUAGAUUGUCUUAGGUUUAUAUAGUUGUUGUUAUAUAGCAAUAAAUUGUAUUUGUGUGCAUGUAUGUGUCUCCAACUCAGUCAUAACUGUUUUGAGAGCAGAGAAUAUAAUUGUCAUCUUUAUAUUCUCUCAUUUCUCUGGUAAUGCCUAACAAAUCAUAGGCAAUCAGUAAAUAUUUACUGAAUGAAUGUAUUUCCCUCUGGAGACCUAAUGUUCAAGACUGUGAAAAAUAAAUAAAUGUAUAAACACAUAAAUAAAA